This is a messenger RNA of Juglans microcarpa x Juglans regia, 2145 nucleotides long. RefSeq names its product protein HOTHEAD-like. Gene Ontology annotation, molecular function: oxidoreductase activity, acting on CH-OH group of donors; flavin adenine dinucleotide binding. Lineage: Eukaryota; Viridiplantae; Streptophyta; Magnoliopsida; Fagales; Juglandaceae. The transcript has 6 exons. The record is from RefSeq and is a predicted model, not a curated record. Bases 312 to 2060 code for a protein of 582 amino acids.
AUGGGCGAGCUGCCAGGGGGUGCAAUUAAUUCUGGGUGGGUGUCACAUUUUCUGCAUUUCUUGAAUCUUUCCGUGCCUUUGCAUGCCAACACAUUAUAUAUUUAACUUUCAUGUGAGCCUGUUUCGCCGAUUCCACCAAGACAUCUUUGUACGUACCUCAUGCGUAUCUCAUCCCCGUCGAGAUCGUUGGUCUUUCAAUUAUAUAGGCUUGGGAAGAAGCUUUUAGUUUCGAUAUACAUACAAAUCCACACGGUUAUAAUUCGAGGCCUUUAUUGACUACUGAUCAGGAUCGAGCUUUUUAAAGUGAGAUAAUGGCUACGCUGCUUGGCUGGUGGAGAUUGUUUGGUGCUGCGUUUGCUGGAAUUCUCUUCUUUCGUGGCUUUUCUUCCUCUGAAAAAGCUCCAAACUACAGCUUCAUGCACAAUGCAACCUCAGCCCCACCGACAUCCUAUUACGACUACAUUAUCGUUGGCGGCGGAACCGCUGGCUGCCCCUUAGCGGCAACUCUAUCCCAGAACUACAACGUUUUACUCCUCGAACGUGGUGGCUCACCUUAUGGCAACCCUAACAUCACCAACCUAGCCGCCUUUGGUGCCGCGCUUUCUGACCUCUCCCCAACCUCUCCCUCCCAACGCUUCAUCUCCGAGGACGGGGUCAUCAAUGCUCGGGCCCGUGUUUUGGGUGGUGGAAGCUGCUUAAAUGCAGGGUUUUACACGCGUGCCUCCCCAUAUUACGUCAGGGAGGUGGGUUGGGAUGGGCGGCUUGUGAACGAGUCAUAUGAAUGGGUGGAAAAGGUAGUGGCGUUCGAGCCGCCAAUGCGGCAGUGGCAAUCGGCUGUACGGGACGGGUUGUUGGAAGCCGGUGUGGUGCCGUAUAAUGGAUUCACGUAUGACCAUUUGCACGGGACUAAGGUUGGGGGAACCAUAUUUGAUCGAGAUGAGCAUAGACAUACUGCUGCCGACUUGCUGCAGUACGCUAAUCCUAGUGGCCUUACGCUGCUUUUGCAUGCCUCUGUGCAUAGAAUCUUGUUUAGAAUUCGAGGAAGAUCAAGGCCAAUGGCGCAUGGAGUGGUAUUUACAGACGCAACAGGGGCAAAACACACAGCAUAUCUUAAGAAGGGAUCGAACAAAGAGAUAAUAGUAUCAGCAGGUGCAUUGGGGAGCCCACAGCUACUAAUGUUAAGUGGAGUAGGGCCUGCAGAGCAGCUUAAGGCACACAACAUAACAGUAGUGUUGGAGCAGCCAAUGGUGGGGCAAGGGAUGGCAGAUAAUUCCAUGAAUGCCAUCUAUGUUCCCUCUCCGGCUCCGGUCGAGGUCUCUCUCAUUGAAGUCGUCGGCAUCACCGAGUUUGGGAGCUACAUUGAAGCUGCCAGCGGCUCCAACUUUGCUGGUGGCUCCUCAAGAGACUUUGGCAUGUUCUCUCCCAAGAUUGGACAGCUCUCCACAGUGCCACCAAAAGAAAGGACCCCAGAAGCCAUAGCCAAAGCUGUAGAACUUAUGGACAGUCUUAACCAAACAGCCUUCAUGGGUGGAUUCAUUCUAGAAAAAAUCAUGGGUCCAGUUUCCACGGGCCAUUUGGAGCUCCGGACCCUCAAUGUGAAUGAUAACCCAUCUGUCACCUUUAACUACUUCAAAGAUCCAAUAGACUUGCAAAGAUGUGUUCAAGGCAUUAGCACCAUCGAGAGAGUAAUCGAGUCCAAGGCUUUCUCUAAGUUUACAUACGAUAAUUUAAGUCUCCCAGACCUUCUCAACAUGACGGAGAAUUCCCCAGUAAACUUGUUGCCAAAACAUCAAAAUGCUUCAAGGUCCUUGGAACAAUUUUGUAAGGAUACUGUGAUGACCAUUUGGCAUUAUCAUGGAGGCUGUCAGGUUGGGAGGGUCGUUGAUCAUGAUUAUAAAGUUCUUGGAGUGGAUGCAUUGAGGGUUAUUGAUGGAUCCACAUUUAAUUACUCUCCUGGAACUAAUCCUCAAGCCACUGUCAUGAUGCUUGGAAGGUACAUGGGUUUAAAGAUAUUGAGGGAGACACUACUUGCUGGAGAUCAUGAUCAUGACUCAAAUUAAUUAGAUUAUCAUAAUUUGAAUUUAGUUUAAUUUUCUGAAUUAAUUAUUAAUUGUUCGAAUUAAGUCAUGCAUGAAUUCGGACUCC